UAGCUGCCGCCGCCCGCGCAGCGACUAUGUCGCGCGCACACUGCCACUUGCGCGCGGUUAUGUGCUGGGCGGCCGUUUCUCCGCGCCGUGCAACGUUCCGGGGCGCGGGGCGGCGAGGGUUGAGCGCGCGGGCCGCGCCGCAAGAGCCGGGCAUGGAGUAUCAGGAUGCCGUGCGCAUGCUCAACACCCUGCAGACCAAUGCUGGCUACCUAGAGCAGGUGAAGCACCAGCGGGGUGACCCCCAGACACAGCUGGAAGCCAUGGAGCUGUACCUGGCGCGGAGCGGGCUGCAGGUGGAGGAUUUGGACCGGCUGAACAUCAUCCAUGUCACUGGGACCAAGGGGAAGGGUUCCACCUGUGCCUUCACUGAACGGAUCCUUCGCAGCUACGGCCUGAAGACAGGAUUCUUCAGCUCUCCCCACCUGGUGCAGGUACGUGAGCGAAUCCGCAUCAACGGGCAGCCCAUCAGCCCCGAGCUCUUCACCAAGCACUUCUGGCACCUUUACCAACAGCUGGAGGAGACCAAGGACGACAGCAGCUGUGUGUCCAUGCCUGCCUACUUCCGCUUCCUCACGCUCAUGGCCUUCCAUGUCUUCCUCCAAGAGAAGGUGGACCUGGCAGUGGUGGAGGUGGGUAUUGGCGGCGCCUAUGACUGCACCAAUAUCAUCAGGAAGCCUGUGGUGUGCGGGGUCUCCUCUCUUGGCCUUGACCACACCAGCCUUCUGGGGGACACAAUAGAGAAGAUCGCGUGGCAGAAAGGGGGCAUCUUCAAGCGUGGCGUCCCCGCCUUCACCGUGCUCCAGCCUGACGGCCCCCUGGCGGUGCUGAGGGACCGUGCCCAGCAGGUCUCGUGUCCGCUUUACCUGUGCCCGCCGCUGGAAGUCCUGGAGGAAGGCGGCUUGCCUCUGGCCCUGGGCCUGCAGGGAGAGCACCAGCGGUCUAAUGCCGCCUUGGCCUUGCAGUUGGCUCGCUGCUGGCUGCAGCAGCAGGACCACCAAGGCAUCCGGGAGCUGACGGCAUCGUCCAGGCAGAGCCACGCAGGGCAGCUGCCCCUGGCGCCUGUGUUCCAGCCCACGGCCCACAUGCGGCAGGGGCUGCGGGACACGGAGUGGCUGGGCCGGACGCAGGUGCUGCGACGAGGGCCGCUCACCUGGUACCUGGACGGCGCGCACACCUCCAACAGCGUGCAGGCCUGCGUACGCUGGUUCCGCCAAUUGCUGCAAGGCCGGCAGAGGCCGAGCUCCGGACCUGAGGUGCGUGUCUUGCUCUUCAACUCUACCGGGGACCGGGAUUCCGCUGCCCUGCUGAAGCUGCUGCAGCCCUGCCAGUUUGACUAUGCUGUGUUCUGCCCUAACCUGACCGAGGUGUCCUCCACCGGCAAUGCAGAUCAGCAGAACUUCACAGUGACGCUGGACCACGUGCUGCUCCGCUGCCUGGAGCACCAGCAGCUCUGGAGCCGCCUGGACGGGGAGCGGGCUGGCCUGGACUUCUGGGGCACCCCCGUGCCGGAGCUGGGGGGACCUGCGUCCCUGCUGCUGGCCCCCCGCGCCCCCCGCGCCCAGAGCACCAGCUCCCUCGUCUUCAGCUGUAUCUCGCACGCCUUACAGUGGAUCAGCCAGGGCCGGGACCCUGUCUUUCAGCCACCUGGUCCCCCGCGGGGCCUCCUGACCCACCCGGUGGCAGACACUGGGGCCAGCGUACUCCGGGAGGCUGCGGCCAUCCAGGUGCUGGUCACCGGGAGCCUGCACCUGGUGGGCGGGGUCCUGAAGCUGCUGGAGCCCUCCCUGUCCCAGUAGCCGACUCCUGCCCUGCUCGCCCAUGGACUCCUCUCUUAGGUGCCUUUUGUUUUCUGUGUCCUGACUCCGACGAGGAUCAGGGUCCUGGGCUCCGGACAGAGGGCCGCGGCGGCCGGCUGGGAUGGGGCAGCCUCCGUCCCUAAGCCCAGGAUGCCCUCGGCCUCUUCUUCCUCCCAGCGAGCCCAGGAUGCCGAGCCCGGAGGGCUUCCCAGUCCUCCGGCUGCUGCAGCAGACCUCCCCGCCGGCCCCUGUCCCCUCCGGCCCCACCUGCUUCCCGGCCCAGAGCCAGCUCAUUGUGCUGGCUGCCUGGCCGGGCGGGGGUCCUGCCGGUGCUGGUGGACAGAUUUCCUCCUCAGUGGCCUUCUGGGAAAGGAGCGGGCCCUUGCUUGGAGGCGCCUGGAGAUAGAAGGUGACUGGAGCGAAUUAAAGCCUUUAACGUUUUUUAGAAAGGGUGGACUCUUGACCUCCAGCUCGCUCCACAGACAAUAGGGGAGCGGGGCUGCUGGCCCGGGAACUGGACUGUGCAGGAACCGGGCUGCCAGGCUCCUCCUGAGCCUCAGCUGGCCUGUCUGUGCAAGGGGAGGUGGACGUGUCGGCGAGCCCCGGCCAGGCACCGCCCUGCAGCCCCACAGAGACCUGGUGUGGAGGGGUCUCCUGCCCAUUUUGCAGAGGAAACUGGUGGGGCUUAGAGAAGCCACGCGACCUGCC
This is a messenger RNA of Condylura cristata (star-nosed mole), 2504 nucleotides long. RefSeq names its product folylpolyglutamate synthase (gene FPGS). The transcript is spliced from 15 exons. Lineage: Eukaryota; Metazoa; Chordata; Mammalia; Eulipotyphla; Talpidae. Gene Ontology annotation, molecular function: tetrahydrofolylpolyglutamate synthase activity; ATP binding. Gene Ontology annotation, biological process: tetrahydrofolylpolyglutamate biosynthetic process. The record is from RefSeq and is a predicted model, not a curated record. Bases 27 to 1796 code for a protein of 589 amino acids. Gene Ontology annotation, cellular component: cytosol; cytoplasm; mitochondrion.